AUGGAAGGAGCCAUCUCCAGCCGGCCAAACACGAGGGUGGCCGUCGUCACCGGCGGGAACAAGGGGAUCGGCUUCGAGGUGUGCCGGCAGCUAGCCAGCGAUGGAGAAGUCACGGUGGUACUGACGGCCCGGGACGAGACGAGGGGCACGGAGGCGGUCGAGAAGCUCAGAGCUCUGGGGCUGACUGACGACGACGUCGUCUUCCAUCAGCUGGACAUCACGGACGAGUCGAGCAUCGCCAGCCUAGGCGAUUUCCUCAAGACCCGUUUUGGGAAGCUGGACAUCCUGGUGAACAAUGCUGCAAUCGCUGGGUUGAGAAUCCAAAAAUGCUAUUACCCCCAAGAUGUGGAUACCAACGAGGAAAAGUUCGCUGGCAUGGAUACCAAGCAGAGGCUUGAAUGGAUGAUAAAGACUGUCCGGGAGCCCAUCGACGCUGCAAAGAAAGCCGUGGAGACGAACUACUACGGCACCAAGCAUGUCACCCAAGCUCUGCUCCCUCUGCUGCUGCAAUCUUCCUCUUCGUCACAGGGCAAAAUAGUGUGCGUCUCCUCCGACUAUGGACUGCUCAAGCUUAUCGGCGACGAGGAGGUGCGGCGGGACCUCGACGACAUCGACAACCUGACGGAGGAGAGGGUGGACGAGGUGCUCCACAAGUUCCUGAGCGACUUCGAGGCCGGCGCGCUGGAGGGGCGCGGGUGGCCCGCGGGGUUCUCGGCGUCCAAGGUGACCCUGGUCGCCACGAACGCGUUCGCGAGGAUCAUGGCGAGGAGGCACCCCACGCUGGCGCUGCGCGUCAACUGCGCCGAUCCGGGCUACGUCAAGACGGACAUGACCAUGGGCUCCGGCGUCCUCACGCCCGAGGAGGGAGCGUGCAGCGUGGUCGGGGUGGCGCUGCUGCCGGACGGCGGCCCGACCGGCAAGUACUUCACCAAGGGCCGGGAGGCGUCGUUCGUGUGAGCUAGGUACCGGCUGGCGGUGCGUGCACGGUCCGGUACGUCCGUCGUGAGAUCGAUAGCCAGUUCGUCCACCCACUCGC
Molecule: messenger RNA, 1036 nt
Organism: Triticum dicoccoides
Lineage: Eukaryota; Viridiplantae; Streptophyta; Magnoliopsida; Poales; Poaceae
Product: (+)-neomenthol dehydrogenase-like
Exons: 6
Coding region: 1-957 (318 amino acids)
Cellular component (GO): membrane
Source: RefSeq, a predicted model, not a curated record